CGGCCGAGGUUGCGGCAAGACCGCGAAGGGGGAUCCGCUCGCCGAUUCGCGCCCCCCGCCCGCCUCUGAACCCGCCCGCGCUCCGGCUCGUCUGCAUGGGAACAGCCACCCGUCUCCUCGUGCCGCCCUGCCUUGCGCAGCCUGCUCGGGAGAAGCGCGCACCCCGCCUCGGCUUGGGCGAUCGCCUCCGGUGAGCGACCCAGGAACAGCCCCCCUCCGCCGCCCCUUCUUCUUCCUCCUCCUCCUCGGGCGGAAGAUGCGCGCCUGUCCGCCCGCCGCUGCGCUGCGGAGGAGCAGGUAAGGGCUCCCCGGGAUCGCCGUGCUUGGGAGAUGCCCAGGCGGCUCCUGCACCGUCCCUGUCGAGCUGCCCUUUGUGCGCGGGGGCGCUAGGGGUCCGCGGCGGCGGCGGGCGACCGGUGCCAUCCAAAGGGGGCGGCGGCGGCAGCAACAGCAGCAGCAGGAGCGUGUGGCCCAUGUUGGUUAGCGGCGUGGCCGCCGCCGGCGGUUCCCGCAGAGACUCAUGAGCAGAGGGGCGACCCUGCAGCGCCGGACCACCUACCUGAUCUCGCUGACCCUGGUCAAGCUCGAGUCGGUGCAGCAGCAAGAAGGCGACGACAAGGCGGGCGCCGGCGAUGGGGGCGUCCUGCCCGACGGCAGGGACGGCGGCCCCGCGCGAGUCUCGUCGCCCUGCGCGGCGGAUCCCUCCGGGCUGAAGGACCGCAAGGAAGCCGAGGAAGCGGCGGCCGCCAAGCUCAAGAGGCAGGAGCGCAUCUUCCACCGGCAGGAUGCGCUCUGGAUCAGCACCAGCAGCGCCAGCACGUCCGACUACCUGCUGCAGCUCUCGCCCAGCAGCCCCGGGACGCCCAGCUCGUCCCCGUCCCCAGAUGGCACAGGGCGGCCGGGCUCCGUGUGGACACCGCCCAGGGGCAGCGCGGGCCGAGGGAGCCCGUGGGACCCCAAGGCCAAAGCCGCCAUGAGCCCAGAAGGAAGACCCCUUGCGCCAAAGCCCGAAGGGCUGGGGUCUUUGGGUGCUCCGGCGGUGCCCCCCAAACCUGAGCUUCCAGUGCCCCCCAAGCCGGCGACAGCUGCGCUCUCCAAAUCUGAACCAGCUGUGCCCUUUGUAGCCCCGCCUUUGGCCCCCAAACCUGAACUGGCUGUGCCCUCUGUCGCCCCACCUCUGGCUCCCAAACCUGAGCCGGCUGUUCCUUCUAUAGCCCCGACUGUCCCCCCCAAACCUGAGCUGCCUCCAGCUGUUCUCUUUUCGCCCACCGCUCCUAAAGUUGAGGCUGCCAUUCCUCCAGCUGCAACUGCCAAGCCUGAAGUAACUGUGGUUUCUGCAGCUCCAGCUGUGGCUCCAAAACCCAAAGCCAUUUUGGUCCCCGUCGUUCCUCCCAUUCCCCCCAAGCCAGAGGUGAUUCCAAUCCCCCCCAAGGCUGGGCUGAAGGAGACCUUGGGGGUGCCUGGGGACGAGUCGCCAGUUCCAACGCCCACCACUGCCAGUUGCUCCUCCAGUGCUGCAGCGCCAGGGCGCCGAAUGUUGGUGAGCCAUGCCAGCUGGGGUGGCCCAGAGCCUGGGACCCUGGAAAUGAGUGUGGGCCGGGUGGGUGGUUCUUCUUUCUCACACUCGGGAGCCUCCUCUCCUCACCCAGCCGCUGGGAACCGCCGCCUUCGCCUGGCCACCAAUAAGCCUUUCAAGACAGUGACCACCAGCGGGGCCAAGGUGAGUGCUGAGCCAAAGGCUGGCAAAGGGGGCCACAAGGGGGCCACCCCCAACCGCUUGUCGUGGCCCGAGAGCGAAGUCAAGGGACGCAUGAAGGUAGCUGUCAAGGGCAGUGGGGAGACGGUCCCCAGAGGGGGAUCCCGGGCAAAACUAUCCCCUCACAAGAACAAAAGCAAGACUCUGGACAACAGUGACCUCAACCAUGGCCCGGGCAGUCUGGCCUCUUCUGGCUCCUGCUCCUCAGAGGCAGCUGUGGGGCUGAAGAGAGGCCGGGAGGGUGGUCGGGCCUCUACCCGGGACCGUAAAAUGCUCAAGUUCAUCAGCGGCAUCUUCACCAAGAGCCCGGCAUCCACUCCCACCCACCCUGGACCUGGCUGGAGCCUUAGCCAUAAGGAGCUGCUCAGCGUCGAACUGGCCAAGGGUGAAUUGCCCAAGGCCGUUGCAAACAGCCAAGAAUGGACUCUUGGACGUUCCGUUCCGGAGCUACGACUGGGUAUUCUCGGAACCAUCAAGAGUGGGAAAUCCGCCCUCGUUCAUCGUUACCUGACCGGCUCCUACUUGGGCCUGGAACCUGCAGAGGGGGGCCAGUUCAAGAAGGAAGUGGUGGUGGAUGGGCAGAGCCACCUCCUGCUCAUUCGAGAGGAAGCAGGACCUCCAGAUGCCAAGUUUGCAAACUGGGCAGAUGCCGUCAUCUUUGUCUUCAGCCUGGAGAACGAGGCCAGUUUUCAAGAACUGACCCAGUACUACGGGUUCCUCACAAACUACCGCGCGGUCUCCGACAUGGCUCUCGCGCUUGUGGGCACUCAGGAUAAAAUCAGUGCCAGCAACCCACGUGUGAUUGAGGAUUCCCGAGCCAGAGCUCUGUGCACUGAAAUGCGCCGCUGUCUCUACUAUGAGACAUGUGCCACUUAUGGACUCAAUGUUGACCGGGUCUUCAAUGAAGUUGCUCAGAAGAUUGUGAAUAUGAAGAAACAGCAGCAGCUCCUUGCGUCUUGCAAAUCGUUGCCCAGCACCCCCAGCCAUUCAGCCGUCUCCACGCCGGCAAGUAACGGUGGCCAAACGAGCGACUACUCCUCAUCCCUUCCUUCCACGCCCAACAUCAGCCACCGGGAGCUGCGUGGGGAGGCCACGGCUAUAAUUGGCACACCCAGCUCCCUGCAUCGCGGGACCAAACGCCGAACCAGCCUUUUUGCAAAUCGCAGAGGGAGUGACACCGAGAAGCGGAGCCUGGACAGCAGAGGGGACAACACGGGAAGUGGCCGAGCCAUACCCAUCAAACAGAGUUUCCUGCUGAAACGAAGCGGCAAUUCUCUGAACAAGGAGUGGAAGAAAAAAUAUGUGACUCUCUCCAGCAAUGGGCUUCUCUUCUAUCACCCCAGCAUUAAUGACUAUAUCCAUAGCAGCCACGGCAAAGAAAUGGACCUGCUCCGCACCACCGUCAAGGUGCCCGGCAAACGCCCACCCAGAGCCAUCUCUGCCUGUGGCACCUCCUCAAGCAUCAACGGUUUGGUCAAAGACGUGAGCAGCGUAGGAGUCGGGGACACCAGCACUUGCCCCAGUCCAGGUCUGCUGAAUCCUCCUGUCGACCCAGCGAUCAAACUCUUAGGCAAACCUGAGCGCCUGCAGCGAUCUGUGUCCUCUUCCAAGGCUGAGGUAGCCAUGGCUGCAGAAGGGCUCUCCAGCCCUGGCAGCGGUGGGAAAGAUCCACCUCCAUCCCCUAUGGUUGACAGAAAGAAGCACAGGAGGAAGAAGCUGUCAACGCCUUCAAAAACAGAGGGGUCUGCAGGGCAGGCAGAAGCCAAGCGUAAAAUGUGGAAAUUAAAAACCUUUGGUAGUUUAAGAAAUAUUUAUAAAACAGAGGAGGAGAACUUUGAGUUCAUCAUCGUCUCCAGUACUGGGCAGACAUGGCAUUUUGAAGCCAGCACCAUUGAAGAGAGGGACUCCUGGGUCCAGGCCAUCGAGAGCCAGAUCUUGGCUAGCUUGCAGUGCUGCGAGAGUAGCAAGAACAAGGCUCGCAUGGACAGCCAGAGUGAAGCAGUGGCAAUCCAGGCCAUCCGUAAUGCCAAAGGCAAUUCCUUAUGUGUGGACUGUGGGGCCUUGAACCCAACCUGGGCCAGCCUGAACUUGGGGGCCUUGAUCUGCAUUGAGUGCUCUGGCAUCCACCGGAACCUUGGCACCCACCUCUCCCGGGUCCGCUCCCUCGACUUGGACGACUGGCCGCUGGAGCUCACGCUGGUCCUCACCUCCAUCGGCAACGAAACGGCCAACAGCGUCUGGGAGAAAUGCACGCAAGGACGCCGGAAACCCACUUGCGAGUCGUCACGGGAAGAGCGGGAGUCAUGGAUUCGAGCCAAAUACGAGCAGCGGCUGUUCUUGGCACCCCUGCCCCCCUCUGAACUUUCCCUCGGGUGCCAGCUCUUCCAGGCCGUGCUGGACCAGGACCUGGGUGCUGUGCUGCUGUUGCUGGCCCACAGCUCCAAGGAUCAGAUCAACGCCCCCACGGGCGACAAAGACCGGCGCUCGGCGCUGCACGUGGCAUGUGACCUGGCGCACGUGGUUAUUACUCAGCUUCUGGUCUGGUAUGGGGCUGACGUGAAGGCGUGCGACGCCACUGGGCACACAGCCCUCUUCUACGCCCGCCAAUCAGGGAGCCAGGAAUGCACUGACAUCCUCUUGCAACACGGCUGCCCGAACGAAGGCUACAGCAGCAUCGCCACCCCUGGCCUGCGCCGGAAGAGCAGCAGUGCCAGCGUGGGAAGGACCGAGGCCCGAACUGCCCUGGUGUAGCAUCCCAGGGGGAGCCUCUUUCCCUAUCCCAGUGGUGCAGCAGGGGUCCAGCAACUGAUGCCUCUUCUCCCUAGGGAGACCCCACACCCCUCUGGCAUCCGGACUACGUGCCAAGGAGCUUGGAUCACGAGUUCCCGUCUCGCACAGGAUGAGGAGGUGGUGGCCACCCAGAGCUCUGCUCCAAUGGCUCUGCUUGGCGCAGGCUGCCGCCGCCGUCACCCAAACCACCUCGGCGGCUCGCGACUCUCCUCCCGACUGCCAGGCCUUGAGCUGCUCUGCUGGUCUCCAGGGCAACAGCCAUCUCUAAGGCAGGCCGCCAACGCCUGCGGGGAACAGAGAGAGCAAUGCGCCCCAGCGCUUGGAGUGAAGGAUCAGGGCCCAGGAUGGCUUUCUCUUCCCAGUUACUGGGGACUUUUAGAAAUGGGGAGGGCGGGGGUGGGCAAGUGGUGAGUGGGGGUUUUCCUUUUCUUUCUUUCUGUGUUUGUAACAAGCUUUGAAGGUGGAAUGUAAAUCAGUGUUAUUGGAGUGGUCAGUGACCCAGCCUCACCUAACCAACUCUAAGAGGGCCCAGAAAAGCUUGGCUGUCAGGGAAAAGGUUAAAAAUGGUCCAGCGAGUCUUAUCUUUUGUAAGGCAGUGUGCAGGGGCCUAAGGUUUGAGAGGGGGCCUCCAUGCCAUUUGCAGAGGGAGAAACCCUUUGGCCUUUCCACAUGGCCCUGCCAGGCCUCUCCAAAUAGGCCACCCCCCCUUUCAGUCUUGGCACCUUGAUUCCUUUCCCUCUGGGGAGGGGGCGAGAAGGCACUGCUUCAACCCUUCACCUUUUCUGCCUUUCAACAAGGUUUCUUUUUGGCCCUAAACCGCCAUGCGCACUCCCCCUCCCCAACCCACCAUGCACCUGCCACUGAUCUGCCCCCUCACCUGCUCUCUGCUCAUCCCUUCAAAUCACUUUCUGGUUCCUUGGGAGAGGCUCCCGCCAUCAGCCGCCAAAACACUGCCUGCCAGCUCAGGCAUGGCUGUUUGCUGUGAAUGCAGCUUAUAGCAGCCUGCUGGCGGUGUGGCCUACAAAAAGCCAGGAGAGUGUGACAAAGGACACCAAUAGGAAAGCCCAGGCCUUGGCUUUUAAAACAAGAGUGCUUUUAUAAAGGGUUAUUUGUUGAAAACUAAAGAAAAAAGGCCCUUCCCUCCCUCCCCCUGUCACCCAGACACCACCUCCACUUCCUUCUCUGGCUAGACUACUGCUGUUUUAAUUUAUUGCUUCAUAAAACUCUUCCCUCUCUCUGGCUGGGCAGCAUGUCUGGUGCCAGGGUUCGUCGUCCUCCUGUCCCAUCACUGCAGCAGAGGCACCUGUGUGGUUUGCGAUGAGUGGUGUGGCCUCAGGCUUUAUUUCAAAUCUGUGAUGAGGGUCAUGGCAAUGAAUUCCAGGAGGAAGGUGAACAGGCACUGACUCCCCACAGUGGUUGGCUGUGGCUCAGUUCAUAUCCGGGCUGCUUUGUUCAGGGCUGGAGCUAACGAGUGGGCCAGAUGCACAAGCCCACCUCAGCCACAUCAGAGGCGCCAGGCCUUUCUCUGCCCUUCUGAACUGGACCACACUCAUGAAUGUAUUGGCAAUUGUGUUGCACGAGGCUUACAGGCCCUGGGUGGAGGUGGAAGGGCCUGCUGGCAAGGACCACCCUGGUGCCACUGCCUCCUCCCCUCCCUUGCAGAGUGAAGAAAGCUGGGCCUGGCACAACCAGAUGUUGAGAGGGGCUACCUUGCACCUCGGACCCCUGCGCUCCUCCUCCCCCCGCCUUGGAGGACUAGAGCCUGUGGUCAUGACGGGGACAGGUGGGGUAUGGGGGGGUCUUGAAGACUGAAUGUAAUUUAUGCUGUUGGGCAUGGCAGUUCAGCACAAGGUUCUAGGAGAGCCUCUGGUGCAAGCCCUCACAGUGGGAUGGGAUUAUAAUACCUCCUGGGGGGAAAUGUGAGGUUUGGGGGUGGGGGGAGGGGGACGCAGAAGUGCCAGAGCUGAUAGUAUUGGCCCUGUGCCGCUGUUGUAAUCUCUUGGAUUGUAACUUGUAAGUACGUGACAAUGUAAGAAGAUGUAAUAACAAAGACUGGUUAUUCCUUCUUGUGA
Podarcis raffonei (Aeolian wall lizard) is the source of this 6618-nucleotide messenger RNA. RefSeq names its product ArfGAP with GTPase domain, ankyrin repeat and PH domain 2 (gene AGAP2). Gene Ontology annotation, molecular function: GTPase activator activity; GTPase activity; GTP binding. The record is from RefSeq and is a predicted model, not a curated record. Gene Ontology annotation, cellular component: nucleus. Bases 521 to 4507 code for a protein of 1328 amino acids. Lineage: Eukaryota; Metazoa; Chordata; Lepidosauria; Squamata; Lacertidae. The transcript has 19 exons.